UGAUCGUCUCAGCUGAGCUCCUGAUCAGACGUCCUGAGUCCUGAGAGAUGGAGUCGGUCCUGCGGGGGGAGCUGGGGCUCAGGGCCGCUUUCAGAGAGGAGCUGAGAGAGGACGGCUGUGGGAACGGAUGGCCCUCCUGCCCUCUUUCUGCAGACAUGCAUCCGGCGUCGCACUUCGCUCUGGCCGCUGCGUACCACGACAUCAAACUGCGGCUGGCCAGUCUGGAGCGAGAGAACAGCAGCAUCAAGAGGAAACUGAAGAGCUACGAGAUCAAAUUCCCUGUGAUCAGUGAGUUUGCGGAGGAGCGGAGUGGGUGCUGCUCGUGUGAACCCAAAGAGACCAAACUGAUCCAGACAGAAAGCAGCAGCAGCCUGCACCAGAGAAUCAGCUCACUCACACAGGAGCUGCAGAAGAGUAAAGCUCACGAGGAGCGCCUGGAGGAGGUGAUUAAAGCGUACGAGAAGAUCCAUUUGGAGAAAAGUAACGUACAGAAGGAGCUGGACAGCAUGACCACUCUGGCGGAGCAGCAUGUGAAGAGGAUCCGUGAGUUGGAGUCGGCUCUGAGACAGAGAGAAACGCUGCUGCAGAAGAAAAGCUUCAGAGUGAGCAGCGGGAGAGAAACUACACACCCACAUCCACAUCCUCACCCGCACCUGCGCAGCAAAGACCCGCACCUCCUCCACCUCCACAACAGCCUGGACGUUCCCGGCGCGUUGGACUGUCCCGGUCCGACCCUGCAGAGCUCCCGUAGUCUGGAUGCUCUCACUGACCUGAAGGUGCAGCGUCUGGAGGCGGAGCUAGAGGGGGCAUGGCAGGAAGCACAGGGGGCAUGGCAGAGGGAGGCGGAGCUAAGGGCGAAGCUUCAGCAUUUACAGGACGAGAUCAGACACUUACAGGAGAAACAAAGAGAGGAGCUGGACGUUCCCUGUGACCACUGCAAUGUGGAGUGGAUCAAGAAAGCAGGAGAUGAACAGGUGAAUCUGGCUCUGGCCUACACGGAGCUGACGGAGGAACUGGGCCGAAUCCGCAGCCUGACCUCAGAACAGAGUGAGAUACUGAGACAGAAACGAAACCCACCAGAGCAGAAAAGCCCCGUACUGAGGCACUCUCCUGCCCCUCAGCGGCGCUGUCCACCCUCGCCCCUCUCCCCUCCCUCCGGUCCGGCCUCAUUCUCCCCCCGCCUGUCCACCCGCCGUCUCCGGGCGUGUUUCCAGGGCCGCCGGAGCUUCUCCGAAAUCACCGACCCCUCCUCUGCCCACCAGGGCUGUCCUCGGACCCUCCACAACCCAGCUUCCACUCUCCCCAAACACCGGCCGGCGGGCGACGUCUACCUGAGGCAGCAGGGGGCGCUGUCCAUAGGGCCCCGCCCAGCCUCCGCCCACAGUGCGACACGGAGCAUCACCUGUGCCUCACCUGUGCGAGAUGUGCGUCACCUGCGCGCUCAGGAGCAUCUGCCUGACCCCACCCCGCUGGUCACACCGCCGCAGUCUUCAGAGGACGAGGAAGAGGAGUGGCCCAGUACAAGCUCCGCCCACAGUCCCAUCCACAGCCCACCUAGGACGCUGGGGGUGGUGCCCACACAUCCUCCGUUUCCUGCCCCCGACGGUCCGAGCACGCUGGCCUGCCCCCUGCUGAGCACAGAGCAUGCUCAGUCCUGGCCGUCAAUCAAACUGUGGAUGGAGUCGGAGGAGAACGAUUCUCGAAGCUGCCCGCUCUGCCAGCUGACAUUUCCCACUGGAUACCCUGACGACGCUCUAAUCAAACACAUUGAUACUCAUCUGGAAAACAGCAAAAUCUGACCAACUUGUCUUAGUCUUUGGUGAUUCAUGCACUGUAAGCAAAUCCAGAGAGUAAAGCCACGGACAGCAUUCUGAACAGGAGAACUUCAACAGAAAUGGUCAAAAGUAACUGACCACAGUGUAUUUUGAGUAAUACUGCCACUGUGCAGAUCCUGAGAUCUACAAAAAACUCACAUAAUCCUAUAUUUGUCCA
Messenger RNA from Colossoma macropomum (tambaqui), 1992 nucleotides. RefSeq names its product TANK-binding kinase 1-binding protein 1-like. The transcript has 10 exons. Bases 48 to 1799 code for a protein of 583 amino acids. Gene Ontology annotation, biological process: canonical NF-kappaB signal transduction. Lineage: Eukaryota; Metazoa; Chordata; Actinopteri; Characiformes; Serrasalmidae. Gene Ontology annotation, cellular component: cytoplasm. The record is from RefSeq and is a predicted model, not a curated record.